Messenger RNA from Pterocles gutturalis (yellow-throated sandgrouse), 1248 nucleotides. RefSeq names its product zona pellucida-like domain containing 1 (gene ZPLD1). Lineage: Eukaryota; Metazoa; Chordata; Aves; Pterocliformes; Pteroclidae. The record is from RefSeq and is a predicted model, not a curated record. The coding region runs from base 1 to 1248 and encodes 415 amino acids. Gene Ontology annotation, cellular component: cell surface. The transcript has 10 exons.
AUGGAACAGGUAUGGUUACUGCUCCUGCUGACGAUUAAAGUGCUUUCAGUGACUGCUCAGUUCAAUGGAUACAACUGUGAUGCUAACCUCCAUAGCAGGUUUCCUGCUGAACGAGAUAUCAAUGUUUUCUGUGGAGUACAGACAAUUACUAUGAAAAUAAAUUUUUGCACAGUUCUUUUCUCUGGUUAUUCUGAGACGGAUCUGGCACUGAAUGGGAAGCACGGGGAUGCCCACUGCAGGGGCUUCAUCAAUAACAACACCUUUCCAGCAGUCGUCAUUUUCAUCAUCAAUCUGAGUACCUUGGAAUCCUGUGGAAACACUUUAGUGGUAUCCUCAGCUCGAGGUAUCAAUGCUUAUGGAAAUACCUCAGUGGUGCAGAUAGGUAAUGUUUCAGGCUAUAUUGAUACACCAGACCCACCAACGAUUAUCAGCUAUUUGCCUGGGCUUCUGUACAAAUUUAGCUGUAGCUAUCCACUGGAGUACUUGGUUAACAAUACCCAGCUUGCUUCGUCAUCAGCUGCUAUUUCUGUAAGAGAGAACAAUGGUACAUUUAUCAGCACCUUGAAUUUGUUGCUUUACAAUGAUUCAACCUACAGCCAGCAGCUCCUUAUUCCAAGCACAGGUUUACCUUUGAAAACCAAAAUAUAUGCAGCUGUAAGAGCAACCAACCUUGAUGGCAGGUGGAAUGUUUUGAUGGACUACUGUUACACCACGCCAUCUGGUAAUCCUAGCGAUGAUCUUCGAUACGAUCUUUUUUUUAGCUGUGACAAGGACCCGCAGACAACUAUAAUUGAAAAUGGCAAGAGCCAAAUGGGCCGGUUUUCCUUUGAGGUGUUUCGCUUUGUGAAGCACAAGAACCAGAAGAUGUCUACAGUCUUCCUUCACUGUGUGACAAAGUUGUGCAGAGCAGAUGACUGUCCCUUUCUUGUGCCAAUUUGCAGUAACAGAGAAAGAAGAGAUGCUGGUGGGAGGACAACUUGGAGCCCUCAGAGCACCUCUGGCAAUGCUGUUAUCUCUGCUGGCCCCAUCAUUACAAGGAGUGAUGAAACACCAACCAACAAUUCACAGCUUGCUCAUCCAAACGGACCUCCUUUCCAGCUGAACUCAGUUACCAGCGCACUGAUUUCAGGCAUUGUCAUCCUAGGAAUUACAAGCAUUUUCUUUUUUGUGUGUUCCCUAGCUCUUCUGCGCAGAAAGUGGCCCAACAGUUCAGUCUUGAGUGGCAUCCGAAACCCAGUUUUCAACUGA